AUGGCGAGAGAUCGCUUUUUCCUUAUUAGGAACUGGAUAAAACUUGUUUUUGAUAACGAAAUUACAGCAGACGAAAGAAAAGCUGAUAGGCUGUGGAAGGUAAGACCUUUACUUGACCGAAUCUUAGAGGGCUGUUUGAAACAGAACAAACCACAGGAAUUGAGUAUCGACGAGAUGAUAGUGCCUUUUUCUGGAACGUGUCUAGUCAAGCAACACAUACCCAACAAACCCAACCCAACGGGUUUGAAAGUUUAUGUUCUUGCUAAUCCAAACGGAAUUGUUUGUGAUUUUACUGUCUAUCAAGGACCAGCCACAUACGUAGAAAACCCAGAACUUGAGCAAUUCUGGCAGUGUGAAUCAGCUGUCCUUCAGCUUACUAGGUCUUUAGUUCCCGGCCACACAUUGUAUGCCGAUAGAUUUUUCACUUCAGUUAGGCUUGCUGACGAACUCCUGAAAAAAGGUUUUAGAUUAACUGGAACAAUCAGGAAAGACAGAAUUCCCGAAACUACUGACCUUCCAAGUGACAAAGAGUUUAAGAAAGCAAAUGAAAGGGGCACCAGUUUUUGCACUGUAAGAGAAGAAAAAGAUAAAAAUGGAACAAAGACAGAGGGAAAAGUAGCUAUAACAAAGUGGUUAGACAACAACUGUGUAUGUAUGAUAUCUACUGCUGAGUCAAUCGAGCCUUUGUGUGAAGUAAAAAGGUGGUCUAAGGCCAGCAAACAGUUUAUCAAUGUUUCUCAACCUAAAGUUAUCAAUGCAUAUAAUGCAAAAAUGGGAGGCGUAGACUUAGCUGAUAGAAUGCUAUCGUAUUGCUCCUCACGAGCCCGGACAAAGAAAUGGACAUUGAGAUGUAUCCUUCAUUUCUUUGAUUUGAGCCUUAGUAACAGUUGGCUUCAGAUGCGGGAAACCAAACAAAAAAUACAAAAUUCCAGCCAAAAGAAUUCCGCAAUUCAGGACUUUUAA
Homalodisca vitripennis (glassy-winged sharpshooter) is the source of this 963-nucleotide messenger RNA. RefSeq names its product piggyBac transposable element-derived protein 3-like. Bases 1 to 963 code for a protein of 320 amino acids. The record is from RefSeq and is a predicted model, not a curated record. NCBI's taxonomy places the organism in Eukaryota, Metazoa, Arthropoda, Insecta, Hemiptera, Cicadellidae. The transcript has a single exon.